Messenger RNA from Phalaenopsis equestris, 1526 nucleotides. Its product is annotated as leucine-rich repeat extensin-like protein 3. Gene Ontology annotation, biological process: defense response. The coding region runs from base 181 to 1104 and encodes 307 amino acids. The record is from RefSeq and is a predicted model, not a curated record. NCBI's taxonomy places the organism in Eukaryota, Viridiplantae, Streptophyta, Magnoliopsida, Asparagales, Orchidaceae. The transcript has a single exon.
AAGUCGCUUAGAGACGAAGAAAAGCGCCUCUCCGUCUCGUGUCAUUAUCUCAUUCGCCAAUCUUCUAUCUUAUAAUGCUUCUGCGGACACCAUAACCAUCAGCUGAACUCUUCGGUCAAAUAUAUAGUUGGAAGAAACCUCCAGAUAGCUGCUACGAUCGCCUGAAAUAGAGCGCCGGCGAUGGAUCGAAGAUCGAUAGUUCUAAAAUCCAUCUCUUGUCGAGGAGUUAAAUCCUUCAAUCUCUUCCAGAAACCCUCUACUUACGCGAUCAUCUCCAUCUCCGCCGGUAAGGACGCCCGGCUGAAGCGAAAGCAGCAAAAGCAGAAGACAUCGGCCGAUCAUGAAGGCGGUGAGAAUCCGGAAUGGGAUCAAACGAUUCGAUUGGAACUCAACGAUACCGAUUUCCAGGAUACGUUUCUUGAGUUCGCAAUCAUGGCACAGGGGAAUCUCGUUGUCUUCGGUGACAAACUCAUCGGUAAAUCCCGCGUUCCAUUGUCCGAUCUAACUUUAGGGCAUCCUUCCGAUGUUGUCCGUCACGUGAGUUACCAGAUUCGAUCUCCCGAAGGUAAGCCUAAUGGCAUCUUGAGUUUCUCUUAUAGCUGGAGCCUUCCGGAGACAGUGACGCGGACCCCGCCGCCGCUAGCUCCCGGGAUUCCGUCUGCGCUGCCGAUUGAGGAUGAUAGUCCUCCAUUGGCACCGCCGAUUGAUGACUGUAAUCCUCCACCGGUGCCGCAUGGGAAUAUUCUUUAUCCGCCUUUACCGUUACCUGAAGCAGGGCCGGAGGAAUGUUUCUGUUAUUGCAGUCAGCUGCCGCCGCAUCAACCUACAUAUUACCCUCCUCCGCCGCCGCAUCAACCGAUAUAUUACCCUCCGCCGCCGCCGCCGCCUCCUCCAGCGUCGUCUACCGGGUAUUAUACCGCGUUUGAGCGGACGGUAUCUCCCCCGGUGUUGAGUCGGGAUGUUUAUUUCUCUACGCCACUUGAUGGGAACGUAGGCUAUCAUCCACCGCCGAUGCCGGCGUUCGGAACAUAUUAUGCAUCAUCAGCUCCAGGUUAUAUAUAUCCACCGCCCCAAGAUUCUUGCGGUUACUGGAAUUGUAAGUGAAUUCUGGGAAAUUUCAUGAAUCCAACGUUGCCUCGAUCGAUUAAAAAUAUAGCAUUGAAAAAAAAGGGCCGAUGUUGCACCCAAAACAUUGAUAUUUACAAAUCAAACACUCUCUUUCAUCCUUUUUUUCAAAUUCUCACUCAAAUAUCAAAGAUUUAACUGUAACACUCGUAAAUUUAUCAGUUUCAUAGUUAAAAAAAGAUCACCUAAAUAUUUGAUUUGGAAGCAGCAAUGUUUCUUCUGCGUUGCAUGUAAUUAUCCCUAAAGCAUGGAUGCUAGUUUUGUAAAUAAUAAUGCUUUGAGAGCUGUGCAUGUAAUUAUCCCUUUGCACAAUGCUGUAGUAGAAACUAAAAUCAAAUAUGUAUAUGGUGAUUGAGAAAAUCUUUGCCAUUAAUGCAGUUCAUUAUUCUUUUUUAAAUUAA